AUAAGAGUAAGAAUAAGAAGAAGAGGAAGAACAAACAAUAAUAAUAGUAAAAUCGAUAAAAACCAAAAAGGAAGAAAAACAACAACAGGGCUUCUAGUAGUAGUAGUAGUAGUACCACUCAUCUCAAUUUCAACCUCCUUCAUAUUCCUUUCUUUUUUUUUGCCUUUCUUCUUAAUUAAAAUCUUGUUUUUUUUUGUUGUAAAUGAAAAGAAAAAAAAAAUCGAAACUUGAGGAUUCUACAGCGAAUCGCGUGCUUAUGUGUGUUUCUGCCGUUGAUGUGUUUAUCAAAGCUUUUUUUCUUUUUAUUAUAUAAAUCAAGUUAAUUUAAAACUAAAUUAAUACAACAACUCUUGAAGGGCUUUAACGUGCUUUUGGUCUCGUGUUCGUGUUGUUGUCUUUCAGAUCCGCAGGCUGGUUGCAUGAUUAUCAUAUCCCCCAGAUUUUUUUUUUGAGGAACCACUUGUGUUGAGAAGGAAUCGAAAGAACCUUUACGAGGAAGCUUUGACUCGAAAUCUCUCUGAAGAAGAAGAGGAGAGACGAAACUGUUGGCUUAGUUUCCGACGCCGGGAACGUCGGAACUCCGGUGAACAGAGAAUGGGGCUGCAUUUGGCUGCUCUGUUUUUCAUCAUUUCACCACUCUUCGUUUUCUCCUCUCAAGUCCAGCAGCAGAUCGGUUCUAAUCAGAACUUGAUCAAUGAUCUGGACUCAGCUAAGCUCAGAAUAUCUCAAUUGGAAGCUGUUCUUGAGGCGACAAUACAGAAGUUGGAUGGUAAGACCCUUUACUUGAAAGAGCGUGAGAAGUUGAUCCAAGUUGCUGAAACUCAGAUCCUUGAUUUGCAGUCUGCUUCAUACAUUGACAAGAGCGGCUUACCUUUGGUUCAAAAGAGGAUAAGCGAGUUAGAAGAAGAGGUGAAACUUCUAUGGGCUGCCUUGAGAACAACCAACUUCGAGCUACACGUUUUAGAGGAUAAAGCAAGAGAAGCUAAGAAUAAACUUAAAGCUAAGGCUUUGGAAGUUGAACAGAUGACAGAAGUUGUUACGGAGCAGUGGAUUCAGGUUCAACAUCUUGAGCAGAUGAGAGAAUUCAAUAACCGAAGGCAUCACACACCUAGCAGAUGCCCGUUCGUGAAGCUCAUGAGCGAUAUCCAAAGAAAACAUCUGCCCAAAGUUGAUGAAGCAUUUGACAUUCACUGGAAGGGAAAGAAGGUUCUCUCUGUGCAACCGUAUCUCACAAAAGCCCUGUCACAGUUAAAAAGCCUCUGGGCAGCUGUUACCAAAUAUCACCACCAGUUGCAAGGCUUCAUCGAGCAUGAGAUGGAAAGAACCGAGAUCACAGCGGCUCUCGCAAACAGAGAAGUGGUGUUUUUCAUGGCAUCUGCACUAAUUACCUUCCCAGUGUUUGGAGCAUGGAUGUUACUCUCUUCCUAGUUUGGUUUCUGGAUGACAUGUUCAACCGAUGCAUCAGCAAUGUUCAGAUUGGUUUUGCUUCUCAUUGCUCAAGAAAUUGUCUAGUUUUAAGCUUUGAGAUCCGUAGGAUAAUCCUAGUAGGAUCAAUUACAUCCGUGAACAAACCAAAAUCCGGUUACUCUGUGGUUUAAAGUUUAAACCAGUUAUUAUGGGGCAAGGUGCACAGUUGUAUCCAAGUUCAAUUGUUGGAAAUUGAAUUUGUUAUUGAAAAAAGAGACAAAACCAAAGACAUGCAGACAAAAGUCAAGUCCUUGUUCGUUGUUUUACCGUUAGAUGUUUGUCGUAAGUAGGAGUAGCCUUUGUAUGGUUUAACGUGAGAUGAUUUUACUACAUGUAGUGUAGUGAAAGUUUAUAUAUACAAGACCACAUUAUUGG
This is a messenger RNA of Arabidopsis thaliana (thale cress), 1842 nucleotides long. Its product is annotated as myosin heavy chain-like protein. Bases 595 to 1428 code for a protein of 277 amino acids. NCBI's taxonomy places the organism in Eukaryota, Viridiplantae, Streptophyta, Magnoliopsida, Brassicales, Brassicaceae. The transcript is spliced from 10 exons. The record is from RefSeq and is marked reviewed.